Molecule: messenger RNA, 3053 nt
Organism: Carcharodon carcharias (great white shark)
Lineage: Eukaryota; Metazoa; Chordata; Chondrichthyes; Lamniformes; Lamnidae
Product: solute carrier organic anion transporter family member 5A1
Exons: 9
Coding region: 436-2925 (829 amino acids)
Biological process (GO): transmembrane transport; sodium-independent organic anion transport
Cellular component (GO): membrane
Molecular function (GO): protein binding
Source: RefSeq, a predicted model, not a curated record
GUGGGAUGACCGGCUCCUCGCUCCCUCUUUCUCUGUGUGAACACCGGCUCGGUGGCUGCUGCUGGUUUAACUGCUGAGAGGCGAUGGACACCGCGGCAGCUCAGCAGCGUCUCUCACUCGUCCUGCCCGCCGACAUCUGUGCGAGUGCGAUCGCCGGCGCCCUGAGCCGCCUGCUGCCGUUCCGGUAGAGAGCAGCUGGCCACCGGGGAAUGAGUGAGUGAGCAGAGCCCGGGCUCCCUCCCGCCAUGUCCCUGCAUUUCCUCACAUUGUCCCUGGAGCUGUCAGUCACCGCAGCCGAGCAGCCGCCUGGAGUCCGCUCAACUCACCUCAGCGCCGCCUGCAUCCCUCACUCCUGUGGCACCGGCAGCAGCUCCAUUGCGGUUUGAAUGCAUUCAUUCUGGGAGUGAGACUCCGUGACCGCGGACCACACUCACCAUGGCUUCAAACCCACUCCUGGAAGGUAGCGUCCUGGCCAGGCAGCCGUCAGCGGCCGACGACCAUUUCAAAUGCAAAAGUUUACCCACUUUAAAUGGCUCAUGUUUGUUGUGGCCGGGAGCCCGGGAAUCGGAGGCGGCCCCGACCAAGAGCAGCUCGAUCGCAGCAUUUUCCUCCUCCGCGUCCGGCAGCAGCGGGAAGCCGGUAGCCAGCAGCUGGAAGCGGGCUUCAGCUGGCAGCUCCCUGCCCUCCCCGCCCCCCCAGCCUCCCUGUGCGGCUCUGGGGAGCCGCUGCCCCGGGCUGAUGUUCGGCGACUCCAGGUGUUUCCUCCUGUGCAUGUGCUGCCUGACUUUCAUCCAGUCCCUCAUGGUCUCCGGCUACCUCAGCAGCGUUAUCACCACCAUGGAGAGGAGAUACAACCUGAAAAGCUCCGAGUCCGGGCUCCUUGUCAGCUGCUUCGAUAUCGGCAGUUUGCUGGUGGUGGUUUUUAUCAGUUACUUUGGGGGUCGGGGGCACAGACCACGCUGGUUGGCUGUGGGUGGUUUAUUCAUCGCAAUCGGAGCGGCUCUCUUCACCCUGCCUCAUUUCAUCUCCCCACCGUAUCAGAUCCAGGAGUUGAACACGUCCGCCUCCAACGAGGGGCUGUGCAGCGGCCUCAAUGGCACCGAGGGCAAAGACUCGGAUUCGGGCUGUGUCAGCAAGGACUCUUCCAGCCAUUACCACUCGCUGUAUGUGGCUCUUUUUGUCUGUGCUCAGUUCCUCAUAGGCGUGGGCUCGACCCCCAUUUACACUCUGGGGCCCACCUACCUGGACGAUAAUGUGAAAACAGAGAACGCAUCUCUAUACUUGGCCAUCAUGUAUGUAAUGGGAGCAUUAGGCCCUGCAGCAGGAUAUCUUCUUGGGGGAGUAUUGAUUGGCUUCUACGUAGAUCCCAGGACCAUUGUUCAGAUUGACCAGAGUGACCCACGUUUUAUUGGAAAUUGGUGGAGUGGAUUUUUGCUUUGUGCAAUUGCCAUGGCCUUAGUUAUAGUUCCAAUGUUCACUUUCCCCCACAAACUACCACCUCGACAGAGGAAGAAAAAGAAAAUGGGCUCGGGUGAUUCAAAUAAUGAUGAUGAGAUGAUGAAAGAAAAGCCUGACAGCAGAGAACAUAGAAAGAGUGCUGUCACUUCCUCUAUGGGUUUUGGAAAGGACAUUAAAGACAUUCCCAAAGCUGCUGUCAGGAUCUUGAGCAACAUGACAUUCCUAUUUGUGAGUUUGUCAUACACAGCAGAAAGUGCCAUCGUCACCGCUUUUAUUACCUUCAUUCCCAAGUUCAUUGAAUCUCAGUUUGGCAUCCCAGCAUCUAAUGCAAGCAUUUACACUGGUGUGAUCAUUGUUCCCAGUGCUGGUGUUGGCAUUAUCCUAGGGGGCUACAUUAUUAAAAAGCUCAAGCUUGGUGCACGGGAAUCGGCUAAGCUUGCUAUGAUCUGCAGUGGGGUUUCUUUGUUGUGCUUCUCUACACUCUUCAUUGUUGGCUGUGAAACCAUUAACCUUGGGGGCAUUAAUAUACCAUAUACCACAGGCCCUUCGCUUACAAUGGCGCACAGAAAUCUAACAGGUGGCUGCAAUGUUAACUGUGCGUGCAGAAUCCAUGAGUAUGAGCCUGUCUGUGGAUCAGAUGGGAUCACGUACUUCAGCCCUUGCUUGGCUGGCUGUUCAAACGUUGUCAAUGAAAGCACAGGGAUCAGGAACUACACUGACUGCACCUGUGUUCAAAGCCGGCAGGUGAUAACCCCGCCUACAGUUGGACAGAGAAAUCAGCUCCGAUUGGUUAUUGUGAAAACGUAUUUGAAUGAGAAUGGCUAUGCAGUGUCUGGCAAGUGUGAGCGGACGUGCAAUACGCUGAUCCCUUUUCUGAUAUUCCUGUUCAUCGUCACAUUGAUAACAGCUUGUGCACAGCCAUCGGUAAUCAUAGUAACACUCAGGUCUGUAGAAGAUCAGGAGAGACCUUUUGCGCUGGGCAUGCAAUUUGUUCUCUUACGAACCCUUGCUUACAUUCCGACUCCAAUCUACUUCGGGGCUGUGAUUGACACAACCUGCAUGCUUUGGCAACAGGAAUGUGGUGUAAUUGGCUCCUGCUGGGAAUAUGAUGUCACAUCAUUCAGAUUUGUCUACUUUGGACUGGCAGCAGGCCUCAAGUUUGUCGGUUUUAUUUUUAUCUUCGUAGCCUGGUACUCAAUUAAACAUAAAGAAGACCACUUGCAGAGGUGGAGACGUAGAGCCUCACCCAUAAGCACUGUCAGUGAGCUGAUCAGUAACCCAGGGACCCAGCACAACUAUGCACAGACUCAAUCAUGUCCUACCUUUCAAACAAGGGCUGAAGACAGUGAAUAUGUAACGCAGUCCGGACCAGUCCAGCAUGUAGCGCAGACAUUAACUGGGACACUCCAGGAGGCAGUAAAAUUCAUAGCUAAGAAUACACUGGACGAGAUGGCAGUUGAUCUUUAGGUGAAUUCAUGUAUAUGCCGCCUUAGGCAUUUAGUUGUCAAACAUAAAUACUGAUGGCUGAUUUGAAGUUUAGUUCUUUGACAAGCGCCCUUUGGGAAGUUUCUCCAGGUAAACCACAGAACCUGUGC